AUGGCUGUUGAAGACAUGGCACUGACCGCACGCACCCAACUCAUCACUGCCGACGCCAGGGUGGCAGAGGCGCUAUACGUGGGGAAAUCAGUGAAGAACCUGGAAAAUGAAGAGCUGGAUAAUUAUCCCAUAUGUAAAGAGUCCAGGUGGAAAAAUCUGAAUGAUGGUGCUGAGAAGGGAGCUGCGGAUGUUGUUUCUAAUGCAAGCUGCAAAGAAUUUAUGUCUGAGAAGACAUCAACAGAAAUGAGAUGGCAUAAGGAAGGAUUGGUGAACGAUGGAAAAGUACGGCACCCUACUGACUCGAAGGCGUGGAAGUGCAUCAACAGCAAGUAUGAUUGGUUUGCAUCAGAUGCUCAUAAUAAACAACCUUACUGGAUUAUGUCAAUGCUGAUACCUGGUCCUAGAUCUCCUGGAAUGAAUAUUGAUGUAUAUUUGAGGCCCCUUAUUGAAGAGUUGAAGGAGCUUUGGGAGAAGGGUGUCGAAACAUGGGAUGCGAAGGUUAAGAAGAAUUUCAAAUUACAUGCUAUUCUACUUUGGACAAUUAAUGAUUUUCCUGCAUAUGAGAUGCUUUCUGGCUGGAGCAGAAAAGGAAAAUUUGCAUGUCCAUAUUGCCACAAGGAUACAAACUAUUUGUGGUUGAAAUUUGGGUCCAAGCACUGCUACAUGGGACAUCGACAUUUUUUGCCCUUGGAUCAUCCUUUGCGUAAGAACCAGAUCAUCUUCAAUAGCCAGGUCGAACUUAGGGAGGCACCAGUACCGCUGACUGGUGAACAGGUAUUGAAGCAGCAUAAUUUGGACGUCAUGCACAUUGAGAAAAACAUAUGUGAGAGUAUAUUGGGUACUCUACUUCAAAUUGAAGGUAAAUGUAAGGACAGCGAAAAGGCUCAGCUUGACAUGGAGCAUCUAGGUAUAAGACAAGAUCUGCUUCCUAUUAUUAAGAAUGAUAAGUAUACCUUGCCACCAGCAUUGUACUCCUUAGAUAAGGAUGAUAAGAAAAUUCUAUGCCAGUUUCUGCAAGGAGUGAAGAUGCCUGAUGGUGUUGCCUCCAAUAUAAGGAGAUGUGUUGACAUUUUGCCAGAAGAAGUUGUCAUCGGAUUGAUUCAGCUUAGUAGGUUCUUCAAUGCAAAGGAGUUGGUGGAAGUAGAUAUGGACAAACUUAGUAUUUCAAUUAGGGAGACUCUUUGUUGGUUUGAGAUGGUAUUCCCACCUUCAUUCUUUGAUAUCAUGGUGCAUUUGCCUAUUCAUCUAGCUGAAGAGGCUAAAGUUGGAGGGCCAGUGUGUUAUAGAUGGAUGUAUCCAGUGGAGAGGUACCUACGUACUGCAAAAGGAUAUGUGAGGAACAAGGCGUAG
This is a messenger RNA of Panicum virgatum (switchgrass), 1350 nucleotides long. RefSeq lists its product as uncharacterized. Bases 1 to 1350 code for a protein of 449 amino acids. The record is from RefSeq and is a predicted model, not a curated record. The transcript is spliced from 7 exons. NCBI's taxonomy places the organism in Eukaryota, Viridiplantae, Streptophyta, Magnoliopsida, Poales, Poaceae.